Paramuricea clavata is the source of this 6241-nucleotide messenger RNA. The record is from the annotation of a GenBank genome assembly. NCBI's taxonomy places the organism in Eukaryota, Metazoa, Cnidaria, Anthozoa, Malacalcyonacea, Plexauridae.
AUGUUACGUAACAGUCGCUACAAAUAUUUCGACUCUAUUUGUUCCAGCCGUGGGCUUAAUCCCAAACGCUUCUGGUCCCUGUUCAAGUUCAAUAAUAAGACACGCAACAUUCCUCAAAAGCUCUCGGUGAAAGUAACUGAAACCAAAAGAACAUCCGCAGGAAAUCCAGCAGAUAUUGCUGCGCUCUUCAACAACUACUUCACAUCUAUAUUUACCACCGAUCCAAAUAUCGAAAACUACAGCCCUGACGCUCUUCCAUAUCAGUCUAACAAUACUAUCAUCGAGGACAUUACCCUUUCGGAAGCCGAUGUUUUCUCCAUAUUGCAUAAUCUCGACAUUAAUAAAGCUCAAGGUCCAGAUGGGAUUCCUGCACGAUUAUUAAAAGAAACAGCUCGUCAAAUUGCUCCAUCACUAACUGUCUUGUUUAAUAAAUCUCUGAACACUGGUGUGUUUCCACGCAACUGGAAACUAGCAAAUGUUGUUCCCGUCCACAAAAAAGACAACAAAGAUCACGUGGAAAACUAUCGACCAAUUUCGCUUCUUUCGCUUAUCUCGAAAGCAUUGGAAAGAUGCGUGUUCAAUAAGAUCAAAGACCACGUUUUCGAACAGAUUAACAACGGUCAACAUGGCUUUGUUUCUCGGAAGUCCUGUGUUACACAACUCAUUGAAGUCUUUGAGUAUAUUGGUCGUGAACUGGAUCUUGGGAAACAAGUUGAUGUGAUCUACUUGGAUAUGUCCAAGGCGUUUGAUCGAGUAAGUCACAUGCAACUGUUGAAACGACUUCGUGAUUUUGGAUUCGGUGGAAAUAUUCUUAACUGGUUUAGAUCUUACCUCAAGGACCGUCGGCAGCAGACUACAGUACCUGGUGCAACAUCAUCAGCACUACCAGUAACCUCCGGAGUCCCCCAAGGCUCAAUCCUUGGACCGCUGCUGUUCCUAUUAUAUCAGAAUAAUCUCCCCAACUUCAUCAACCACUCGAAGAUCGCGACGUUUGCUGACGACACAAAGAUUUACAAGGUGAUAAACGCGAAGGCUGAUGCAUCCGCUAUGGAGAAUGAUCUUGCGAAUUUCCAAACCUCCUCUGCCAAUGCUAAUCUUCUCCUCAACACAGAUAAAUGCAAGACACUUCGAAUUACUAGAAAACGCAACAAAAUCGAUCAUACUUACAAGUUGCAAGAUUCCGCUCUGAAAACCACAGAUUGCGAACGCGACCUCGGCGUCUGGACUUCCUCCACCCUCACAUGGUCGAAACAAGUCCUCCACCAGUGCGCCCAAGCCAACAAAUCCCUCGGGUAUAUUCGACGGUCCACGAUCAAAAUCAAGACCAUCUCUGUUCGUCGGACUCUAUAUCUUACCCCCGUUCGUUCCCACCUCGCAUACGCGUCCCAAGUUUGGGCUCCACAAACUGUUGACCUCAUUAAGCGUACAGAACGCGUUCAACGACGUGCGUCGAAGUACAUAGUGAACCUACCGUUCUUCUGUGACAUCAACUAUAACCAUCGUCUCUCAACAUUAAAUCUACUACCUUUGUGUUACUGGCACGAGUACCUAGACAUAUUGUUCCUUUUCAAAUCACACCAUAACAUUAUUAACCUAAGCAGCGACAUCCUACCACACCCUCAAAAUUCAAGUCAACGUACCCGAUCUACAAACCCUAACUGCCUACAAUUUCAGACUUCAGCAUGCAAAACAUGUACCUAUCAAAAAUCAUAUCUAAUAAGGACUACUAGAGUCUGGAACACACUGCCAAUGGAUUUAACUAUUAAUAGCAUGGCAACUUUAAAGGACUUUAAAAAUAAGUUAUUAAUCUAUUAUAAAACAGCACUAGAUAAAUGUUAUGACGUUGACGAUCCACGAACAUGGAAAUCGGUUUGCUUAAAAUGCAACCAAGCUCGCGACCUUACAAGGCCGAUAACGUGUUGUUUUUAGAUUUAGUUUUCAGAAGUACCUUUUCACAUUGGUAUCUAUGGAGCCUGUUCAGGGUUUUUCUGAAGGUUUAGGAUUGUGAGGGUUUCAAACGUCUUCUGACUCAGUCAGCUUCCAAAAAUGGAAGUGGUUCUGCGGGACGCAAUGUGAAAAGUUGCAUCUGAUAGUUCGUUAGUAAUUGAUUCUUUCUAUGUACGUAUAUAGUGUAUUUGUCUAACAUUUAGGGAUCGCAGUAAUUAGCGCAAGCUGUUGCGAUUGCUCUGCCAGUUUUUUGUGUUAACGUUGUUUAAAUCUGGCAAAGUUAAUAAAUAAAAUAAUCUAUCCACGUAUGUAAUCAAAAUAUUUAUUGACCUAAUAGUAGAACCUCUUGUUAAUGUUAUAAAUCUCUCUUUGUCCAAAGGGGUCUUUCCAAGUAAACUAAAGAUAGCUAAAAUUAUACCAAUUUCCAAAACCGGAAAUCAAAGUUUCUUUACAAACUAUUGACCUAUAUCACCCCUGAAAAACUUUUCAAAGUUAUUUAAAAAAGUUAUGCAAAUCAGGUUAACAUUAUUCAUUGAGCAAUGUGAAAUUUUGUAUAGAUUUCAGUUUGGUUUUCGCAGUAAACAUUCUACUAUGCAUUUAUUUGUUUCUCUAAUAAAUAAUGUUCGACGGCCAUUGAUCGGAACCAGAUAGCUGCUGGAGUGUUUAUUGAUCUUUCAAAGGCUUUUGAUAGUUUAGAUCAUGAAAUAUUGUUUACUAAAUUACAACAUUAUAGUAUAAGAGGCGUUGCACUUCAAUGGAUCAAGAGCAAUUUCUGCAAUCGUGAACAAUUUGUUCAAUAUAAUGAAACCUGUUCCUCCAUGGAAAAAUUAAAAUGUGGAGUUUCGCAAGUUCUAUUUUAGGCCCAUUAUUUUUUAUUUUAUAUAUCAAUGAUCUACCGAAUGCACUAGAACUGUUAAAAUCUUAUUUUUUUGCUGAUGACACUAGUAUAUAUUUUUCAAAUUCGGAUAUCAAGCAGCUUGAAUUUGUUUUGAACAGUGAACUUCGAAAGCUGGAUAUCUGGAUGAAGUCAAAUAAAUUGUCUGUGAACAUCAGUAAAAGAAAUUAUAUCAUUUCUCGCCCGAGACAAAAAAAAUAAAUUUAAAUCUAGUUAUUCAAUAUAACAAUCAAAUGAUCACCCAAAAACAAUAUAUAAAAUUUUUAGGAGUGUAUAUAGACGAACAUUUGACAUGGAAGGAACACAUUAAUUAUAUUUGCAAUAAAAUCUCCAAAUCUGUUGCAAUUAUUUACCGAUCUCGAUAUCAACUGUCAUUCGCAACAAGAUUAUCCUUGUACUACACACUUAUGUAUCCCUAUCUUACUUAUUGUAAUAUAGUAUGGUCUUCCACUUAUGAAACCAACCUCAAUAGAAUUCUUCUUCUACAAAAACGAGUUGUACGUACUCUUACAAAUUCCGAUUACCGUGCACACUCUGAUCCACUUUUUAAUUAAACAACUCAAAAUAUUGGAUAUAUUUAAGUUAAAUUCAUUUCACAUUGGCAAGUUUAUGUUUUUAUAUCAUCAUUGCAUAUUACCAACAUGCUUUGAUGAAUUGUUUACAACAAACAAUUAUCAAAUACAUGGUUAUAACACCAGAUCUGCUGGUAACUAUAGAUCUCAUGCUUGUCGAACUAAUAUUAAGCAGUUCACCAUUUUAUACUCAGGACCGAAUAUUUGGAAUUCUUUACCUACAAAUAUAACUGUGAUAAACACAAUCUCGUCUUUCAAGAUCAGUGCAACUUCGUAAUUUUUUGCUUAACGAAUAACAAUGUUAAACAGCUAGCUCUGAUAUGCUAUGACCAUGUUUAUCGAAUAUUCAGUAAGAAUAUAUAAAAUUAUUGGAAAAUCUAUUACAUAAUUUCGUAAAUUUUCUCUCUUAACUUCAAUAUGUUUCAAUUUCAUUAUAUAUGUCUGUAAACUUAAUUUCAAUUUCAUUAUAUAUGUCUGUAACUGAAACUAUAUCAUACUGAUAAAUUAAAUAUUUAACUUCGAAUUUUGAGGUGGGGUGGCCUAUUUACACAAGCUCUAAGCUUCUUGAGGUCUCCUCGCCGACUUUACUUUAUUAAUAUCUUGUAAAUAGCAAACAGUCUUUUUUUGCCAAAUAAAUCCAAUAACCAAUAACCAAUAACCAAAGUAUAUCCUAUUUCAAGUAUACAAUGUCUUGCACGAGAAAACGUAAAACUCAAACUUCUUGAUCCUUUGUUAUAGUCGAGGCAUAUUCGAAAGGCGAACGAAGACUAACUUUAUCAUACGAGUCCCGAAGGACGUCAAAUAUGAUUUCGAACCGUUUUAAAUGUUUCAUGCUUAUUUCGCUUCCUAAGAAACACGAAAGACUAACAUAUACUAGGACAACACCCGAAAUUAAAGUUGAGUUGAAAUGCUAAAAUUGAAAUUGUUAAUUUUUGUGGAAAAUGGCAAUUAGGGACCUGUCAUUAUUUAUGGCAGGGGUGCGGGACGAAGAGAAAAUGGUGGGGUAACUGAAAAAUAAUACUUACUAUGAUGGGUGGGGUGGCCAAAAAAUUCUUGUAUGCAGAGGUGGGGUAAAAAAAUAACCAUAUUUUAAUCGCACACAAUACAAUAUAUACUACCAUGGAUAAUAAAAUAAAUGGAUACGACUCUAGCUGACGUCACAGUCUAAACCUAGUUGCAAUCUGUGACGUCACGCGUAUUGCCAAAGUUCUCGGCUUUUUUGUUGUUUCGCUAUAUUUCCGCUUUAAAAAGUAAUAUUGAAGCAUAAACUGGUCUAAUUGUUUUAAAAACAUGUCUAAGCCACGACAGAAGGCAAGAAGAAUCAAGAAUAAAUUCUUGAUUGUUGCUACACCUAAAUCUCUCCAAGACUCUAAAAAUUAACUAUCAAAUUAUAAAUAAAGCUCUCGUGGUGAUCCUAAUAGAAUUUCUUUCACACAUGGUUGUCUAGAACUCUUAAUUUUUUGGAUUAUAUAUCUUUUGGUCGCGCAUGUCUAUCGUUACAAAGCGUAUAUAUAUUACAUAUCUUGGGAUUUUUGCUGCGCAACGAGGAGUGGUUUGAUACUUAUAUUUGAUUAUCCGCACUGUAUAUCCGCGAUCAAGCAUAUUGUCAAGUUUUCGUGAGCUUUGUUGGAAUAUUUUCUAAAAUAUUUUGGCCAUUGAAACUUUUUGAAUUUAAUUAAAUCCCGCCGGCGUCAUUUGUCAUGGUAACAACAACUAAUCAUUGAAGCUUUGAAUACGGAAUAAUAACUAGUUCGUUUCACGAGCGAUGACCGGAAAACAUAGCUAUACGCCACAACAAACGUAUUAAGAGCUCUUAAUUUUUCUCAAGCACGUCGUAUGAGAAAAGAGUCCAUGUCGCUGUCAAUACAACGAACUGUACGCAUUUCUUCUACAUUGUUGCAGAUAUCGUCUUUACCAUUACUAUUGGUUCUUCUGGCGAACGACGUUCAUUCGAAUCCUGGUCCAUUCCAUUCUAGACCUAGUGAUGCCUCUUCACUUAAAUUAAAGUUUCUCUAUCUAAAUGCGAGAAGUUUAAAGGCCUUUGCUCCACAUGACAACAGUGACGUUUACUCAUCUAAAGUUUGUAAGAUCACUUUAUUGCAGCAGCUUGUUCACGGCACUUUUUAUGACGUUGUUUGUACAUGUGAAACUUGGCUCAAUGAAUCAAUUUUAAGCAGUGAAUUAUUACCGGGAUAUUCUAUUUUUCGUCGCGACAGAAUUGGGAAGGUUGGUGGAGGUGUUCUUGUAGCUGUAAGAAAUGGUAUACAAGCAACUCAUCGACUGGAUCUCGAGCCUGAAAGUAGUGAACUUGUUGCAACUGAAUUAAUUGCGUCAAAUAAAAACAUAUUUCUAUUCACGUUUUACGGACCUCCUAACUCCACAUCUGACAACAUUAACCAGUAAUGCAAGUUACAGUGGAAAGAUAUGUUCUUAACUGCAGGUGAAAGUUACAUCCCAGUAAUAUUAGAGUGAUACUAACUCUCCACCUUGGAUUGACGGGGAGGUUCAGCAUUUAAUCCGAAAGAAAUGCACAGCGCUAAAGAAAUAUCGUUUGGUCAAGUCAGAUUCUCGAAAGUUGAAACUACGUACUUUGAGUAAAAAAAUCAAGUAUGCUAUCAGAUCAAACGACAGCGAGUAUUUAGCCAAAAUUAAAGCCUCCUUUAAAGAUAACCCUAAACUAUUCUGGAGUUAUCACAAAUCUAUCCUUCACCAUCAAGAGAACCAGGGUCCUAAGAUUGCAUACAAUGGUGUUACAGCUAAGACAGCAGCUGCUCGUGUUUUUCCUCGGUAUUUCUGCCACCAGAAACUAAUGUUAGUCCUGAUGUAG